Messenger RNA from Amphimedon queenslandica, 1314 nucleotides. RefSeq names its product phosphorylase b kinase gamma catalytic chain, liver/testis isoform-like. The record is from RefSeq and is a predicted model, not a curated record. Gene Ontology annotation, molecular function: phosphorylase kinase activity; ATP binding; calmodulin binding. Bases 26 to 1198 code for a protein of 390 amino acids. The transcript has 12 exons. Gene Ontology annotation, biological process: glycogen metabolic process; protein phosphorylation. Gene Ontology annotation, cellular component: phosphorylase kinase complex. NCBI's taxonomy places the organism in Eukaryota, Metazoa, Porifera, Demospongiae, Haplosclerida, Niphatidae.
GUCACGCCCAUCAAUUAAAAUAAAAAUGGCGGACUCUGGAGGUUCCACUUCGUUUCUUCAAGGCACAGACGAAGGAGAGUUUCACAAUAAAUACGAGCCGAAGGAAAUAUUAGGAAGAGGUCUGUCAAGUACAGUAAGGAGGUGUGUAUCACGUGAUACAGGACUGGAAUAUGCUGUCAAGAUAAUAAGUAGGACCCAAGAUGAAGUUAUCAAUGAAUCGAUAGCUGCCGAAAUCGAAGUCCUGAAUCUCCUACCGAAACAUCCCAAUAUUAUUCAGUUAUAUGAUAAGUUUGAAACUCCGGCGUACAUAUUUCUUGUUUUUGAACUCGCCUGUGGCGGAGAGUUAUUCGACUAUCUAACAAAAGUUGUACGUCUCUCAGAGAAAAAAACAAGACUAAUAAUGCAGCAAGUCUUUAGCGGUGUCCAUCACAUGCAUUCAUCUUGUGUAGUACACAGAGACUUGAAGCCGGAGAAUAUAUUACUAGACAAGAAUGGCAAUGUCAAAAUUUCCGACUUCGGUUUUGCUACAAGAGUCGAAGAAAAUGACGAACUCUCUGACCUAUUGGGUACUCCUGGUUAUCUAGCUCCCGAAUUACUAAAAAGAUCAACAGAGCCGGAUGCCCCUGGCUACAAUAAAGAAGUCGACCUAUGGGCUUGUGGUGUGAUUAUGUACACAUUGCUGGCUGGGUUUCCUCCAUUUUGGCACAGGAAGCAGCUCAUAAUGCUACGUAAGAUAAUGAAUGGAGACUAUGAAUUUGUGAGCCCAGAGUGGGACGAAAUCUCCGACGCAGCAAAAGACAUGAUAAGAAGAUUACUGACAGUUGAUCCUAAGCAAAGGAUGACUGCCUUAGAGGCACUAGAGCAUCCAUUUCUAGAGUCAAAACCAGCAGAGUUUGUGAUAUUUUCUGCAGGAAGAAAACUAAAGGCAAUUCUGUGGUGUGUUCGAUUUUGUGUUGCUGUAGACCGAAGUCGAAAAACUCCAAAAGUUGUGACGAUAAAGGACAUUGGGACGAGCCCAUAUGAGAACAGAUACAUUCGUAAACUAAUCGACACUUGUGCCUUCCACAUAUACUCCCCCUGGGUCAAGAGAGGAGAAGAACAGAACAGAGCGGCGCUUUUUGAAACAGCUCCAAAAGUUGCCAUGAAACAUCCAAACUUCUACAUUAGCAGUGCAGCCGUAACUUUUACAUUCACUUGACUCAAUCAAUACUAUGAUAAUAAUAAUAAUUAUUAUUAUUAUUAUUUUUAAUUCCUUAACAUGAAUGAUUAUUAUUUAUAUAUAAUUUUCAAAUACUAGUCUUUUAAGUGAUGCUA